Molecule: messenger RNA, 3075 nt
Organism: Bombus pascuorum
Lineage: Eukaryota; Metazoa; Arthropoda; Insecta; Hymenoptera; Apidae
Gene: Oamb
Product: octopamine receptor Oamb
Exons: 9
Coding region: 353-1987 (544 amino acids)
Biological process (GO): adenylate cyclase-activating adrenergic receptor signaling pathway
Cellular component (GO): membrane
Molecular function (GO): G protein-coupled amine receptor activity
Source: RefSeq, a predicted model, not a curated record
GAUCGAGAGAAUUGAAAAAAGACGUAACUGAAUUUACCGCUGUGUCGUUUCAGCCUGCAAUAACGCUCGACGACACGCAAAAGCCUCGUAAACGUUGGUGAAAUCGAAGAGAAAAAAAGCAAAAGUUAAAAGAGGCGAAAGGGAACGCGAAGACCGAUAUCGGUUGAAAACGACCGAUGAUGAGCCGUUGAUCGAUCGAUCGAUCGUUAGUCGGGUCGCGUCGUUAUGGAGGUGCAAGCGAUCGCGCGACGUUUUUCCACUAGAGUCGAUCGAGGAUCCGGAUUCGGGGGUUUGUUCAGCCGAAAGUGGUGCUCGGUAGUUGGAGACGCGGCGCGACAGCUUGCCAACUAAAAUGCGAGAGCUGAACGCGACCGCAUGUGCUGCCCUGUACGAGCGCGUCGAGUGGUCCGGCCCGUGGAUUCUGGUUACUCUGAUCGUGCUCGCGAUCGUCAACGUGAUGGUGGUCCUGGGUAACGUGCUGGUGAUACUGGCUGUUUAUCAUACCAGCAAACUGCGAAACGUCACGAAUAUGUUCAUCGUCAGUCUCGCGGUGGCCGAUCUCAUGGUCGGUUUGGCUGUGCUUCCGUUCAGCGCUACAUGGGAAGUUUUUAAGGUGUGGAUAUUCGGUGAUCUAUGGUGCUCGAUCUGGCUGGCGGUGGACGUAUGGAUGUGCACGGCAUCGAUAUUGAAUUUGUGCGCCAUCAGCCUGGAUAGAUACUUAGCAGUGACCAGGCCAGUGAGUUAUCCUCAGAUCAUGUCACCGAGAAGGGCAAGGCUGCUAGUGGCAACCGUGUGGAUCUUGAGCUUCGUUAUCUGUUUCCCACCCCUGGUCGGCUGGAAAGACAAACGGUCUCACCCCACGUACAACGCGACGUUCGCUCAGAAUGGACCGUUCAACACCACCACUAUACUCAUCCCGGUGAAACCGUGUCCCUGGAUCUGCGAACUGACAAACGACGCAGGUUACGUCGUUUACAGCGCGCUCGGCUCUUUCUAUAUACCGAUGCUGGUCAUGCUGUUUUUCUACUGGAGGAUCUACAACGCGGCCGUAUCCACCACGAAGGCCAUUAAUCAAGGCUUUCGUACGACAAAGGGCUCGAAAAUGCUUGGCUCUAGAUUCGACGAGCAAAGGUUGACCUUGAGGAUUCACCGUGGUCGAGGUAGUGUCCACAACGGGAGUAACAACGGCAGCCCGAGGAGUCCGGAGUCGAAUAGCCGUAGCUCGGUGAAAAGGGAAAAGAUAAAGAUCUCGGUGUCGUAUCCGAGCACGGAGACGUUGAAUACAAAGUGUAACACCCUGGAGAGGACGCCCUCGAGGUGUUCUCAGACCUCCGUGCACUAUAGUAACGGUCAAACGCACAGUCAACUGUGUCCCUCCCCCAGGAGCACGCAUCUCAAGGUGAGCGGUAUGAACAGGGUUGGAAGCGCCAGGAGACCCAGCAGACGGAGUAGCUGCGAGAGUCAGACGGGGGAUGAGAUGUCGUUGCGAGAGCUCGGCCAGGGUCCCGAGGAGAAGCCCAGGGCGAUGAAGAUGGGCAAGAGGAAUAUCAAAGCUCAGGUGAAAAGAUUCCGGAUGGAAACGAAGGCAGCCAAGACACUGGGCAUCAUCGUCGGCGGAUUCAUCCUCUGCUGGCUUCCCUUCUUCACGAUGUAUCUGGUGCGCGCCUUCUGUCCCAAUUGUAUUCACCCUACGGUGUUUAGCGUGCUAUUUUGGCUGGGCUACUGCAAUUCCGCGAUAAAUCCGUGUAUCUACGCGCUUUUUAGCAAAGACUUCCGGUUCGCGUUCAAGAGAAUUAUUUGCAAAUGCUUCUGCAAGCGGCGGGCGAAUACUUUGAGACGUGGCAGCGAUGGCAGCCAAUUAGCCACCAGAAACGACCGGAGCCCCAGCUACUCGAUGCAGGUGCCUCAACAAGGUGUAUCCAUCGACGAUUCGGACCAAGAUCCCAGCUCGGAACCGACGGUGCACUCGCACAGCGAAUCGAGAUGACUGUAGCGUGCCAGGUGUGGCGCUCAGCGCGUCACCUUCGACCCGACGACCUCGAAAGUAAGGAUCCAGUCGUUCUAAAUUCAAACGAAUCCGAACGAUCCUCGUCGACCAUCCGAAUCAUCCUGACAACGGUCCGUGCCGCGGAAUCGAGCACGUUCGAUCGUUUACCCAGAAACCAGUGUGUUCGCGAGUAAUAUAUAUAUACUAGUAGUAGCUAGUAUUCGCGACAAACGGUCGAGCUUCUUCGGUGUCUUACUUCGUUCCGUCAGCGAAUGAAAUACGAAGAGACGUUUCUUAGGAGAUAAAAAUUCGCUCAAGCUAGUCGUAAAUCGAGACUGAAAACGAUAAAAUUAAGAGAGAAAGAAGAAAUGGACCGACGAAGGAUUCGCUGCCUAGAGAUGGCAAACUGUUCAUUGUUUUCGUUGGAAUAGUUAAAUAGAAAUUAUGGCGAAGGUUGGAGCGCGAGGGAAGCAACGACGGAGAAUCCAGUGUACCAUAAACGGAUAUUUAAACUAAAAACCUAAGUUUCGUUAUCUUUCAAAGUCAACAGCGUCUGUUGGCUAUCGAAGCUGCCUUUGGCCAUCGAGGCUCUCGGCUAACCGUCGCGUCAUCGUUGUCGCCGUAUUAUUUCCGUAGAUUUUUCACCGUUUCUCGUUGAUUAGACGCGAUGAUGGCGUUUAACGAUCGCCUUCGCUGAACACGCGACAUUCAGUGCGUUGUACAGCCUGCUUCGAACAUCGUCGAUCGUUAACGGGAUCGUUUUUCAGUCCGUGAAACAAGAUGGUGAACGGAUACGAAAGAAUUUCGUUGGGACAUCCUGUAGCAAGCGUGAUCGAGAUACUCGCGUAUAACAUAAAGUAUGUAAGUGUAAGUGUCGUUAGGACAAUGCCAUUUCAAAAGAACGAAGGUAACUCGCGUUGGAAUAUUUUGUAUGGACAGUUUCGAUUCUCUCUCGAACGUAUUGCGAUUGUUCGAGAGGGGACAGAGGAACGUACGAAAUCGGCGAGAUUCGUCGUAUUAUGUGAUAUACGUCUACUAUACGUAAGGAAACGAACCGCACGAAAGAAUAAAUAUGCGAAUGAAAUGCA